Alexandromys fortis (reed vole) is the source of this 1998-nucleotide messenger RNA. RefSeq names its product SAGA complex associated factor 29 (gene Sgf29). The transcript is spliced from 11 exons. Bases 222 to 1085 code for a protein of 287 amino acids. The record is from RefSeq and is a predicted model, not a curated record. Gene Ontology annotation, cellular component: SAGA complex. NCBI's taxonomy places the organism in Eukaryota, Metazoa, Chordata, Mammalia, Rodentia, Cricetidae.
CACAGAGAAGUAUCGGGCAUGCGCAAAGGAGUCCUCCGCGCUCGACCGCGCUCAUAAGAGAAACAGCGUGUGUGGUUCUUGACGUGCCGCGAACCUUCGAACACAAGUGCCAUAGUACCCUGUGAAGAAGCGUUCCAGCGACUCUCCUGUUCCCGCCAUCGCAGUCACCAGCGCGGCGUGCUGUUUCGCCCUAGACUCGAUGUCCUUCACUGGCCCGUUCCAUGGCCCUCGUUUCUGCUGAUUCCCGAAUUGCAGAGCUUCUCACAGAGCUCCAUCAGCUGAUCAAGCAAACCCAGGAAGAGCGUUCGAGGAGUGAGCACAACUUGGUGAACAUCCAGAAAACCCACGAGCGGAUGCAGACUGAGAACAAGAUUUCUCCUUAUUACCGGACAAAGCUGCGUGGCCUCUACACAACCGCCAAGGCCGAUGCAGAGGCUGAGUGCAACAUCCUCCGCAAAGCGCUGGAUAAGAUAGCUGAGAUCAAAUCUCUGUUGGAAGAGAGGCGGAUUGCGGCCAAGAUCGCAGGUCUCUACAAUGACUCGGAGCCCCCACGGAAGACCAUGCGCAGAGGGGUCCUGAUGACACUGCUGCAGCAGUCGGCCAUGACCCUGCCCCUCUGGAUCGGGAAGCCUGGUGACAAGCCCCCACCCCUCUGUGGAGCCAUUCCAGCCUCAGGGGACUAUGUGGCCAAACCUGGAGACAAGGUGGCUGCUAGAGUGAAGGCUGUGGAUGGGGACGAGCAGUGGAUCCUGGCUGAAGUAGUCAGUUACAGCCACGCUACCAACAAGUAUGAGGUAGACGACAUUGAUGAAGAAGGCAAAGAGAGACACACCCUGAGUCGGCGACGCAUCAUCCCACUGCCCCAGUGGAAAGCUAACCCUGAGACAGACCCUGAGGCCUUGUUUCAGAAGGAGCAGCUGGUGCUAGCCCUAUAUCCCCAGACCACCUGCUUCUACCGUGCCCUGAUCCACACACCCCCACAGCGGCCUCAGGAUGACUACUCAGUCCUGUUUGAAGACACCUCCUAUGCAGAUGGCUACUCCCCUCCUCUCAAUGUGGCCCAGAGCUUAAACUUACCUCAAUAGGCUUCCACUUGCCUGGCAGACGCAUCUAAGCAUCAGCUGCUGACUACAACCUGCUCUGAACAGUGGCGAGCCCUAAACUUCCUAAAAGCUGAUGUGGACCAGUCCAGCUGAUAUGAACACCCCCUCUCCCUUCAACAAAGUAUGAUGAGUGCCCUGUUGCCUAAAUUUCCUCCCUACCUUUGGCUAGCCAUUCAACCUACUUGGACCCGGAUAACAAUGCCCCAAUGUCAGCUUGAAGUAGUUGUGAAAAGGAACACAUCGUCCGGUGCUCCCUGUAAUGAUUGUUCUGUCUCUUUGAGACAAGCCACGCCCACUCCCUCCCCCAUCCACUGAGGCAGGCUGAUGAUCUUCAGCUUCUGGCCUGAGCUUGCUCUCUUUUUCUGUCUUCCUCUCGGAGAGGCAGCUUCUGCCUCUCUCCCCACUUCUCCCCUUCCCCCUCUUAUGUCUCUCUCUCCUCUCUCCUCUCUCUCUCUGCUCUUCUCCCCUUCUCCCUAACCCCUCGAAUGAAUAUCCAACCUCACUCUGCAUGGCGUGUCUAUCCAUGUCUCUGUCUCUUGCCCCUCUGCCACAUGUCUCCCUGCCUGGGACCAGCCACUGGUUGGGGACCUGCAGCUGUCUCUGCCUGGGAUUGGCUGCUCUCGGGUCCCCGCUGCCUGCUGCCACAUGGCCCGCCACCACCGCUUGGGGACCUACAGCAUUUCUGCUGCCUACUGCCGCUGGGGAUCCUGCAGCAUUUUUAAUUUUUCCAUUACAGGAUCACCUGCCAGGAUACGCUCAACAGGGCACUCCUAGACAAAGUCAGCCAAUCAGGGGCCCUGAACCUUAAGAAACCCCUCACCCCCACCUCUACUACUAUAAAAACCCAAGUCUAUCUGAGCUCAGGGCUCUCCGUUUAUUCCAGUACGUUGGACAU